This is a messenger RNA of Perognathus longimembris pacificus (Pacific pocket mouse), 2891 nucleotides long. RefSeq names its product membrane associated ring-CH-type finger 9 (gene Marchf9). The transcript has 4 exons. Gene Ontology annotation, biological process: protein ubiquitination. Gene Ontology annotation, molecular function: zinc ion binding; ubiquitin-protein transferase activity. The record is from RefSeq and is a predicted model, not a curated record. Lineage: Eukaryota; Metazoa; Chordata; Mammalia; Rodentia; Heteromyidae. Bases 455 to 1495 code for a protein of 346 amino acids.
CGCCGCCGCCGCCGCCGCCGGAAGGAGCCGCCAUUUGCCACCGCCGAGCGCACGGGCCGAGGCAAGCCGGAUCCGGGAGCCGGAACGGGACUGGGGCCGGGAGGACAGCGAUGGGGGGCGGCCCCGCCGCUGGAGGACCUGGGCGCGUAACCCCCGGGGCCCGGCCCGCUCCAGACCCGGACCCGCGGGGCGCGGCACCCUGAACCUCCCCUACCCGCCCCCUGCCCUGGCCAUGGCUGACCACCGUGCUGCCCCCGGACCGCCUGCCCUCUCGGCUCCGCGCGUGCCGGAAUCCCGGCGGUGGCAGCCGUGAACGGCGCCUUCAGGCCCCGAAGACCCCGGCUGGGCUCGGCUCCCCAGCGCGCGCCCCCUUCCCGGCCUUGUCCUCGCCCCUCCCCCCCGCCGCCCGACAGCCCCCCUCGCACGCCGCCCCCCGCCCCCCGGCGCCCGGACGAUGCUCAAGUCCCGGCUCCGCAUGUUCCUGAACGAGCUGAAGCUGCUGGUGCUGACGGGCGGGGGGCGGCCCCGGGCCGAGCCGCAGCCCCGGGGGGGCGGGGGAGGCGGCUGCGGCUGGGCGCCCUUCGCCGGCUGCUCCAGCCGGGACGGCGACGGCGACGAGGAGGAGUACUACGGGUCAGAGCCGCGGGUCCGGGGCCUGGCCGGCGACAAGGAGCCGCGGGCCGGACCCCCGCCGCCGCCCGCGCCGCCGCCGCCGCCCCCGGGCGCGCUGGACGCCCUGUCACUCAGUAGCAGCCUGGACAGCGGGCUCCGAACCCCCCAGUGCCGGAUCUGCUUCCAGGGCCCGGAGCAGGGGGAGCUCCUGAGCCCCUGCCGCUGUGAUGGCUCAGUGCGAUGCACACACCAGCCUUGCCUCAUCCGCUGGAUCAGUGAGAGGGGCUCCUGGAGCUGUGAACUCUGCUACUUCAAGUACCAAGUCCUGGCCAUCAGCACCAAGAACCCCCUGCAGUGGCAGGCCAUCUCCCUGACUGUCAUCGAGAAGGUCCAGAUUGCUGCCAUAGUUCUGGGUUCGCUCUUCCUUGUCGCCAGCAUCUCCUGGCUCAUCUGGUCCUCACUCAGCCCUUCAGCCAAGUGGCAACGGCAGGAUCUGCUCUUUCAGAUCUGCUAUGGCAUGUAUGGCUUCAUGGAUGUUGUCUGCAUAGGCCUCAUCGUCCAUGAAGGUUCAUCUGUCUACCGCAUCUUCAAGCGCUGGCAGGCAGUAAACCAGCAGUGGAAGGUCUUAAAUUAUGACAAGACAAAGGACAUAGGAGGAGAUGCAGGGGGAGGGACAGCAGGAAAGCCAGGCCCCAGGACCUCACGGACGGGCCCCCCUGCUGGGGCUACCAGCCGUCCCCCUGCUGCCCAGCGCAUGCGGACGCUCUUGCCUCAGCGCUGUGGUUACACAAUCCUGCACCUCCUUGGACAGCUGCGGCCACCAGAUGCCCGUACCAGCUCUCAUUCUGGCCGAGAGGUUGUCAUGAGGGUCACCACAGUCUGAUCUGGACUCCAGGAGCAGGGAUCUUGAGUCAAUGCAUCAGCCAGAGAUGAGCUCUCAUGGCUGCUGGAGGUACCACCUGGGCAAAGUGUUUGGGGCCUAAGUACCCUCACCACUGAGAACCUCAAUGGGCAGCCUCAAGCUGGAAACAUUGUCUGGCCUCUACUGCCUACUGGGUAGACACCUGGAUGACAUUCCAGCCCUCAUUGACAACUCCUCUCACUCAUCCUGAGACAGCCAGUGUGCAGGUGGAGAGAUCAUCUUUUCUUCCUGGAGAGAACCGUCUUUACCUCAGCUCCUAGGGCCUCCAGCCCCCUGGCUCUACCACAAUGACUUGGCAAAGGGGGACCAAUGCCAGAAGAAAGGGGCUGUAGACCCCCAUUCCCCACCCCAUGGCCAUAGGGCAUCUGGCAAUAAGACAAGUAUACAUUGACCUCCCGUUCCCUGCAUGAGGGCGGGGGACUUCCCCCUGCUCCAUCCCCCAUUGCAUGGGGGAAGGGCAUAAAGAAUCAUUUAUAUGCACAUGGAGACUCCUUUCUCAUCUGGGGCUUUUCUGAAGGGCUGGGAGGUGUGGGAAGGUUUCUGUGCAGGUUGCAAAUCCCAAAUGUAGCAGCGGGUUCUGAGUGGAAGGCGUGACUCCCACUUGCUGGUGAAUAAUUCACAUUGGCUGCUAGGUGGCGGUGCUCAGAGGAAUCUGGAGGAUUGGGCCUGCCACCUGUAAGCUGUAUGAUUUAGAAAAAAGAAAAAGUAUCUCUCAGCCUAUGUUUUUCCUGUCUACCUCAUAGAGUUAGAGCGAGGAUAAUGAAGGACAGGUUGGACGCCAUUGCAAGGAAAUCUGAUAAUGGCAUAAAAAGAGUUCUAGACUAACUGAUGGUCCAUUUAUUUCAAACAGUAGUUGGUAUAACAAACUCCAAAAUGUGUUUUUCAUCAAGUCUUGCCCAGAACCUGAGAAUCUUAUGUUGAAUAGUAUAAUAGAUAUGGAAAUAUGAGGGGAAAUAGAUAUUGUAAAUGUGGAGGAUGGUGGUAUUUGUUAGGAAUGAAAACUCCUUUUACCCUCUGAACAUUGGGGUAUUUGGGAAGGCUGUUUCUAUGUAUCUUGGUUUGGAGAGUGUCUGAGUUUUACUAGUCCUUCCUACGUACUGUGUUCACCCAGAAAAAUAGUGUGAAGUGAAUAUGGACUUGUGGAGUGACAUGGAGAGGAACUCUCCCCUAAAGUUGUGAAUCUGACCCCAAUUUGAGCUAUUUCUAUGGCAGUUCAGGCUCUCAGGUCUGAUCCUGGUGUGCUCAGCUAGAGGUUUUAAGUGAAAGGUAUUCUUCAGGGAAGCAGCUUUAAGGGUGGUUGUUUAUAGACAAAAGACUUGAAUUGCUUGAAUGUGGAUAGAACUGGGUUAAAAUGUGG